Phoenix dactylifera (date palm) is the source of this 3426-nucleotide messenger RNA. Its product is annotated as plasma membrane ATPase 4-like. The record is from RefSeq and is a predicted model, not a curated record. NCBI's taxonomy places the organism in Eukaryota, Viridiplantae, Streptophyta, Magnoliopsida, Arecales, Arecaceae. Gene Ontology annotation, biological process: proton export across plasma membrane. Gene Ontology annotation, cellular component: membrane. Gene Ontology annotation, molecular function: ATP binding; P-type proton-exporting transporter activity; ATP hydrolysis activity.
CGUUGAGUAAUCUUGUUCUUCCCCCGUCCCUGAAGGCCUGAUAGAAGGGAGCGAGGUUCCCAAAAGAGAGCUUAAAGAGAGGAGGAGAGGAGUAAAGGGCAUCCUUCCCUCUCCUUCUCCGAACUGCCUUCUUCGGCAGUCACGUUGGAGCUCUCUUUCUCGCUCUAUUCAUCCUAGAAAAUCACAAAACAAAAAAAAAAAAAAUGGCAGGCAUCUCGUUGGAGCAGAUCAAGAACGAGACCGUUGAUCUCGAGAACAUUCCGGUCGAGGAAGUCUUCGAGCAGCUGAAAUGCAGCAGGGAGGGGCUCACCUCCGCCGAGGGAGAGCAGCGUCUCCAAAUCUUUGGCCCCAACAAGCUCGAAGAGAAGAAGGAGUGCAAGCUGCUCAAAUUCUUGGGGUUCAUGUGGAACCCGCUCUCUUGGGUCAUGGAGAUUGCCGCCAUCAUGGCCAUCGUCUUGGCCAACGGCGGAGGUAAGCCCCCAGACUGGCAAGACUUCGUCGGUAUCGUCGUCCUUCUGAUCAUCAACUCCACCAUCAGUUUCAUCGAGGAGAACAACGCCGGGAACGCCGCUGCGGCCCUCAUGGCUGGCCUCGCCCCCAAGACCAAGGUGUUGAGGGAUGGCAAGUGGUCGGAGCAGGAGGCUGCGAUCCUCGUCCCGGGUGAUAUCAUCAGCAUCAAGCUUGGCGACAUCAUCCCAGCCGAUGCCCGGCUCUUGGAGGGCGAUCCGCUCAAGAUCGACCAGUCUGCGCUCACGGGCGAGUCUCUCCCUGCGACCAAGAACCCAGGCGACGAGGUCUUCUCGGGCUCCACCUGCAAGCAGGGUGAGAUCGAGGCCAUCGUCAUCGCCACCGGCGUCCACACCUUCUUCGGGAAGGCUGCUCACCUUGUCGACAGCACCAACAACGUCGGUCACUUCCAGAAGGUGCUCACUGCCAUCGGCAACUUCUGCAUCUGCUCGAUCGCGGUCGGCAUGCUCAUCGAGAUCAUCGUCAUGUACCCGAUCCAGCACCGCAACUACAGGGACGGCAUCGACAACCUCCUCGUGCUCCUCAUCGGUGGUAUCCCCAUUGCCAUGCCCACGGUGCUGUCGGUCACCAUGGCCAUCGGCUCCCACCGGCUCUCGGAGCAAGGUGCCAUCACCAAGAGGAUGACUGCCAUCGAGGAAAUGGCCGGCAUGGACGUGCUGUGCAGCGACAAGACCGGAACCCUCACCCUCAACAAGCUCACCGUCGAUAAGAACUUGAUCGAGUUGUUCGCCAAGGACACGGACAAGGACACGGUCCUCCUGUAUGCCGCCAGGGCUUCCAGGGUCGAGAACCAGGACGCCAUUGAUGCUUCCAUUGUGGGAAUGCUGGCUGACCCCAAGGAGGCUCGAGCUGGAAUCCAGGAGGUCCACUUCCUGCCCUUCAAUCCUGUCGACAAGCGCACUGCGAUCACCUACAUCGACUCCAACGGCAAGUGGCACAGAGCAAGCAAGGGUGCCCCUGAGCAGAUCGUUGAUCUCUGCAACCUGAAAGAGGAUGCGGAGAAGAAGGUCCACGAGAUGAUCGACAAGUUCGCCGACCGCGGCCUGCGGUCCCUUGCUGUUGCUUGUCAGGAGGUACCUGAGGCUAACAAGGAGAGCGCUGGUGGCCCGUGGCAAUUCAUGGGUCUUCUGCCCCUCUUCGACCCCCCGAGGCAUGACAGCGCGGAGACCAUCCGCCGUGCCCUCAUCCUCGGCGUCAACGUCAAGAUGAUAACCGGCGACCAGCUCGCCAUUGCCAAGGAAACUGGACGCAGGCUCGGCAUGGGCACCAACAUGUACCCCUCGUCCACCCUUCUCGGAGAUAAGAACACUGAAAUCACGGGCCUCCCCAUCGAUGAGCUCAUUGAGAAGGCUGAUGGUUUCGCUGGGGUCUUCCCUGAGCACAAGUACGAGAUUGUGAAGAGGCUGCAGGAGAGGAAGCACAUCUGCGGCAUGACCGGAGAUGGCGUGAAUGACGCCCCUGCGCUGAAGAAGGCGGACAUUGGCAUUGCCGUGGCUGAUGCGACCGACGCAGCCCGCGGCGCGUCGGAUAUCGUGCUGACGGAGCCCGGUUUGAGUGUGAUCGUGAGCGCCGUUCUGACAAGCCGUGCCAUCUUCCAGCGCAUGAAGAACUACACAAUCUACGCCGUGUCCAUCACCAUCCGUAUUGUGCUCGGCUUCAUGCUCAUCGCCCUCAUCUGGCGCUUCGACUUCUCGCCCUUCAUGGUCCUCAUCAUCGCCAUUCUCAAUGACGGCACCAUCAUGACCAUCUCCAAGGACCGCGUCAGGCCUUCCCCCGUCCCCGACUCAUGGAAGCUAAGGGAGAUCUUUGCCACCGGAGUAGUCCUCGGUGCCUACAUGGCGGUCAUGACCGUCGUCUUCUUCUGGAUUGCCCACGAUACCGACAUUGUCACCGUGGGUGCCACUUCUGCUAAUUUCUUCAAACUGCUGGCCGGCCGGACUCUGAUUAUGACCGAUCUGUUUUGUUUUCCAACGAUGCAGGAGAAGUUCGGAUUGAAGUCGAUCAGCGGCAACACAGAUGAGCUCACUGCAGCUCUGUACCUUCAAGUUAGUAUUAUUAGCCAAGCUCUCAUCUUCGUCACCCGGUCCAGGAGCUGGUCCUUCAUCGAGCGCCCUGGUCUCUUGCUAGUCACAGCCUUUAUCGCUGCGCAGCUGGUGGCUACAGUCAUCGCUGUGUACGCAUCAUGGGGCUUUGCUAGGAUCGAGGGCAUCGGAUGGGGAUGGGCUGCAUUCAUCUGGGUAUACAGUGUCAUCACCUACAUCCCUCUCGACAUCCUCAAGUUCAUCACCCGCUAUGCUUUGAGUGGCAAGGCCUGGGACAACCUUCUCCAGAACAAAACGGCCUUCACCUCAAAAAAGGAUUACGGUAGGGGCGAGAGGGAGGCACAAUGGGUCAUGGCUCAGCGCACCCUGCAUGGCCUCCAGCCCCCGGACACCUCGGGUCUCUUCAACGACAAGAACGGCUACACAGAACUGUCUGAAAUCGCAGAGCAGGCCAAGAGGCGCGCGGAGGUCGCCAGGCUGAGGGAGCUGCACACGCUCAAGGGGCAUGUGGAGUCUGUCGUGAAGCUUAAGGGACUGGACAUCGAGACGAUCCAGCAACACUACACGGUUUAAUGGAGGAAAGAGGCAAUGUAUUAAUUGAGGGGCUUGUGGAUGGAGGGAUGAUGCUUUUAUUGCAUUGUUUUUUGCUUUUUCUCUUCAUCACUUCCGGUAGGAGGGGAAGGUGUUGGGGAGAAUAUUGUAGUAAACAAGGGGUUUGAUUACUUCAAUGGACAUAGACUCAGCUUUAGACAUUCAACAGAAGGCAAUCAGAAAAACUAAGCGAGACUGGCUGGGGCUAUCCUACUAUGAUUUUAUAUAUUGAUAUGUUAUUAUGAUACGCCUUGCUUGUCCCGCA